Molecule: messenger RNA, 1569 nt
Organism: Fraxinus pennsylvanica
Lineage: Eukaryota; Viridiplantae; Streptophyta; Magnoliopsida; Lamiales; Oleaceae
Source: the annotation of a GenBank genome assembly
AUGGCGGUGUUGUUGGAGGACAUAGUGAAGUCAUUGGAGCACUUGCUGAAGCUGAUCAGCAGGAACAGCCAGGAGCAGGCAUACGUGGACCCAACCCUCGACCCUGUCCUCUUGGUACCGGGGAUCGCCGGUUCGAUCCUUAAUGCCAUUGACCAGAAAACCGGUAAAGAGGAGCGGGUCUGGGUCCGGCUCCUUGGGGCUGACCACGAGUUUCGUACCAAGCUCUGGUCUAUCUUCAACCCUACUACAGGGAAAACAGUAACUUUGGAUGCUGAUACUCAUAUUGAAGUUCCUCAAGACAGAAAUGGCUUAUAUGCAAUUGAUACAUUGGAUCCGGACAUGUGGGGCUAUCAAGAGGGAACAACUCUCUUUGGAUUUGGAUAUGAUUUCCGCCAAAGCAAUCGGUUUCAAGAAACAAUGGAGGGCCUAGCAGUGAAGCUUGAGUCAGUGUAUACCGCAUCUGGGGGAAGAAAAAUCAACAUCAUAAGUCAUUCCAUGGGCGGUCUUCUUGUUAAAUGUUUCAUGAGCCUGCAUAGUGAUAUUUUUGAGAAGUAUGUGAAGAAUUGGAUUGCAAUAGCUGCACCAUUCCGUGGUGCACCAGGAUAUAUUACCUCUACACUUUUGAAUGGAGCAUCAUUUGUGGAAGGAUGGAAACAGAAUUUUUUUAUAUCAAAAUGGAGCAUGCACCAGAUGCUGAUUGAAUGCCCAUCAAUAUACGAAUUGAUGGCCUGUCUAGAUUUCCCUUGGGAACACAUUCCACUUCUGGAAAUCUGGAGGAAGAAGUCUGAUAGUGAUGGAAAUUCUACCAUAAUGCUAGAAUCUUAUCCUCCAAUAGAAGCUGUAUCAAUAUUUAUAGAGGCUCUUUCAAGCAACAAGGUUAAUUAUGAUGGUACUGAUAUUUCUUUACCAUUCAACUUGGAGGUUUUGAAGUGGGCUAACGAAACACAAAAAUUGUUGAGCUGUGCUAAGGUUCCCAAACACGUUAAGUUCUACAAUAUUUAUGGGACAAAUAAUGAGACACCACAUAGUGUUUGUUAUGGAAGUGAGGAUGCACCUGUAUCUGACCUGCAACAGUUACCUGCUCUCCUGGCCAAGUACAUAAAUGUUGAUGGUGAUGGAACUGUUCCAGUGGAAUCUGCUAAGGCAGACGGGCUUCAAGCAGAAGCAAGGGUUGGAGUCCCUGGAGAUCACCGUGGAAUUCUUUGUGAUCCUCACGUGUUCAGAAUUCUCAAGCACUGGCUGAUGGCGGACCAUGAUCCUUAUUACAAUCCAGUUAAUGAUUUUGUAAUUCUACCUACCUUGAUUGAAGUUGAAAGUCACAAUGCAAGAAGUGGCUUGCAAGUAACUUCGGUCAAAGAGGAUUGGGAAAUUAUUGGGGAAAACCAAGAAGACCAAGAACAAGACAAUAUAGUUGAGAAAAAUCCUUUCGUGGGUUCAAUAUCCAUCUCUUGUGUUGGAGGUGAUAAAUCCUUGCAGGAAGAGGCCCAUGCCACUAUUACUGUUCACCCCCAACACGAUGAUAAGAAGCAUGUUGAGUUAAAGGGCAUGUCUAUCUCAGCAAGGGCAUAA